CUAAUGAUGUUUUUGGAAAAAAAAAGUAAUAUUCAAAAGGAGUUGGUGUUGGUGAUAAUGAUGAUGAUAAAAUAACAGUAGUAGGACAUGUAGUAUUAAUUUUAAAGACCAUAGAUUUCCCAAGACAGCUUCAUUAGAUGGUACACCUGGUCAGAAGUUUGUUAAUAAAGUAUGAACAAAUUCGGGUACAAAAAUAUUGAUAAAUUCCUGAUUUGUGCAUGAAACUCAUACAUACUGUUUACACACAGUGCAUAUACUUAUGCACUGUGUGUCUCUUAGUGAAUAAGAGCCAUUUUCUCCAUUCUGUUGGAAUACAUCAGCUAGAACUAUUUAAAUGAAUGUGUACACAGCCCAGUUGCUUCCCUGAAAUAAGUGACUGUCUACUUUGUCCUACAUUCAAGCAAUCUUGACGAUCAAAAAGACAGGCCUUUUGAAAAAGCACAAAAUGUGCAUGUGAGGCUGACCUAGAACCAGCAGCACUAUUUUUAGGUGGUUAUAAUAAGCUCUGGAUUCUCGAUCUAGAGCUCUGCAAUACAGUACGAGACCAUAUGAUGCACCAACAUACAGUAAUUUUGUUUAUUGGCUUAAUUUUUUUAAUAUAUUUUUAAAAUAUACUUAUUCACUGUCUUUUCAUUAGUCUAUUAAAAGUUUACUACUACUGGAGAUGGUUUGUUUUGUUUAGCUUAGCAUAAAACAUGGAAUGGGGAAGCAGCUCCCCCAGGGUUUUUUUUUUUCUUUUUCUUUUGUUUAAAGAGAGAGGUAAAAAUAUCAGUCAUCACCACUAAAUCUCUCAAAUGAAGACAUUAUAUCUAUGCCUUUAUGUAAUGAUGCUUUAGAAAGGAUAAGUUGUGUUUUUAAAGAGCGUUAUUUCUUGGCAAGGAGCAUUGACUUUGUCAAAUCUUGUCAUCAUUGUCAAGUUGCCAAGCAACCACUGACAAUCUUUGUGACUGCUGUGAGAAUACAAGAAUAAUAAGCCUGUUACUGAACAAAAACUGGCUAGGAUUGGUAUCGGCUAAACACCUGCUCUCUCACAGUUUGCUGCCUGUUGUUUUUUUUUCUUUGUCAUUAUUGUGUCGUGUCUGAUUACUGUAUUGUCAGAGGGUUUGCUCGAAGGCUACGUAUGUCCUUCACCUUUUACAAACAGUUCUAUGCAGCUGUCAUUAAAACAAAUAUAAUCUACAGCAAUUCAAAUGAACUUGGAUUAAAUGAAUACCAUGUCAAAGUGUUUCAUAUUUGGUAUUCAAAUAGUCAGUGGAAGAUCCCUAUCAACAAACAGCACUAACCCCUGCACCAAACUUAAAUUGCCUUCAUCUAUGCACCACUGAGCAUGUUAACCCUUUAAGCAUUGGGUAAAAGCCAAAAAAACACGACCCUUUUUCCCCCCCUCACAGUAAUUUCUUCGUUAUAGACACUGAGUUUCUGUGUGCUUGAAUAAUAUGACUGACCUGACUCAUAGUCCUCUUCCUGCUGUAUAUGAGUGCGUGCCUCUGAGUGAUAUAAUGAUACUUGCAAGAAAUUUUAAAAGGAAUUAGCCACCAGAUUUCUUAAGUGAAAUAUGUCAAGAUUUAUGCAACUCCUUUAAAAUAAUUUAAACCUGAAUUAUGCACUGAGUUUUUGCUUCUCCUACAUUUUUACAUAGUCUGCUUUAAAAAUUAUGUCCAGCCCUGUUUACUUAACAGACUUAAAAUCUGGGUCAUCUCUUCUAAUUUUGACAGUAAAGAAUGAUGUCCCAUAAUUUAUUUCUACUUUAAGCUUGCAAAGACAUAGAUACUGAUGAAAAAUCUCAAGCAAUUACUGAAUUUCUUUUUCAGGAUAAACAAUAUGGAGAAUUGAAUUUAUAAACAUCAACCCUCUCAAUGAAUAUGAAACACAAUAUAACAAUUCUUGCUAUGUUAUAUGUCUGUCAUAGUUAAAAUAAUCUGUAUAGUUCUAAAAAUGUGGUAGUCUGAUUCAUGCUACAGCUUAAUAAUAUGAUUCAAACAGCUUUGAUAGUAUGGAGGCAUAACUGGGUCAGAAUCAGUAGUGUCUAUGACAUAUAUAGAGUCCUUAAUCUUUAGUCUGCAGCAACUGUGUGUAGACAAACAGUCGACACUUUGCUGUGUCCCAGUAACAGACUCUGGGGAUUAGCAGUCUGCUCUAGAUAGAUGAGCCAGGCUGUGUUUUUUACUGGAUCUUGCUAAGUGCUAAUGCAAACUUCUGAGCUCACCAUGAGAUAAAGUGCUAUGUAACUAUUUAUAGCGUUUUGGACAUUAAACAUAAUUUAAUUAAUUACUUCUAAAGGCAAAAAAAAAGAAAAAAAGAUUUUAGUUUUAAUGAUUGUGAAUGAACUAAAUGAAAAGCCAGAUGAUAGCUGGUUAUUGGAAGGUAUGUGCCAUAAUUGGCCUACCUUACCAAACCAGUUUCUACAUUUACAUAUUUUCCAUUUAACAAUACUUCCGGAUACUAGUGAGAUGCCUUACCUUUCAGCUUUGAGUUACCUGACUGGCUUUACCUGUAGUCAUACAAAAACAAACACGAGUGUUUGUUGGUUAUGUCCUUAAGCAUUUGAACAUAUUGGACAUAGUCCUGUAUUUUCAGAGGCUAGAAACUCAUUUAACAAACAAUUUUAAGUACAACUUGUUUUUAAACCUUGGAUGGAAGUCCUUUGCAGUCAAUGAAAUUAUGCUUUUUCCUGCCUUGAGAUGCUCGACUAAGCUCUUACUUCAGCAAUUCAGUAACCGAAAAUGAUUCUCUGCUGGACUGGAUUGUGAUCAUGUGACUGACUUGGGCAGACUGGCUUGAACUUUUUUUUUUUCAUUUUAGUUUUUCAUCUUGAGAAACCCUUGGGUUUCUUUUGCAGUAAACAUAGCAUAACCCUCUAUCACCAUCUUUUUCAAAACUGUGCAGACUCUAAAAGUUUUUCCUCCUCCUUUUUUUAGAAGUUUAAUCUGGUCUUCCUAUUUUUUUUUGUGUAACCGGUCGCUUGCACCUUGCUAUAAAUGUCAUUACAUUUAUCUCUUGAGUUAUUAUAGAGUUGAAAAUAGUGCAUCUCUAAAAGAACACUCCUUGAGAAUGUUCCUGACUUGGGUAGUUGAUGUGAAGUUCUUUUUCUUAAUCAAGAAAAUAAAUGUGUCUUGAAUUUUCAGCCUUUUGAUGGCCUUCCUCACUUGCAUCGAUUUCCUAGACUGAAAGUUCCGGUGAACAGGAACCAAAUGCAAGCUGAACACUUUGAAACUCUUAUGUGCUUGAUUUAAUAAUGAAAAAACAGGCUUCACGUUUCCAUGAAACUUUAAGUUAAUUGUCCAACUACUUUUAUACUGUAAAAAAUGAAAGACUGUUUAUAAAACUCUGUAACUGUUACCUCAGUAUUUAUUUAUUUUUGUUAAACUCUGAAUUAAAGUUGAAAGUCUUCUUUCACACCUGUCUUGCUUGGUCUACAGUCUACUGUGUAAAGACUCAAAAUAGCAAAAAAUUGUUUGGUUGUCUUGUGACUUAUGGACGUAACUGUAUUGAUCAGUCACAACAUUGAAAUCACCUCUUUGGGAGCAUGGUCUUUUGAGGGUGACCUGUGAUUUCUGGCAGCAUAACCUUGGGAUCCUGUGUGUUGUGGGCAUAUUCUGAUGCAUGCAGCAGUCAUUUGGUAAGAAUGCCUUGUGCUCUGCCAUGUUCCUGAGCAGUUUUUAUGGUGUGUAUUAUCUGCUUUAGAAGGCAGCUGCCACUGGGGAGUGCUGUUGCCAUAGGAGAAGAAAUGAGUACAGGUUAGGUGGUGGGGCUGAAGAUGAGUUCAGGGUGAUUUGGAUGAAGGAUAGAAGUAGAAGGCAAGGUCUACAAGAUGGUGGUGACAAUUGCUGUGACAGUGACACUAACAAAAAGACUAGAAGCAAAGCCGAAAAUGCUAAGAUUUCUGUUGGGAGUGACCAGGAUGACUCAAGUUGAGUGGUUUGGAGACAAAGUUAGAGGGGCAAUGUUGAGAUGGUUUGGACAUUCACAGAAGUUUAGUGGAUAUAUUCAAUGAACUGACGCUGAAUAUGAGCUGCCAGGCAGCAGGGAAACCACAGAGGAGAUUCAGAGAGUGUAGUGAGGAAGGACAAGCAGAGGGUUGGUGUGACUGAAGAGGAUGCUAGGGAUGGGGUAAGAUGAAGGCAGAUGAUCUUCUAUGACAGCCUAAAGAAGAUGAUUCAUUCAAUUUAGUUCCACUUGACAUUUUCCUCUGUGCUCUUGCUUUCAGUGUCUUUGUGCAGCUUCUUGUCAUCACUGAAACAGAAUGACAGCUUUAAUGACAACUCUACAUUGUUGAUGUAUAUGGUCCCAUCUGUCUUAUGUUGUGUGAAAUUAACAUUGAAAUACUAAUGUGUCCUUGGGUAUGAUGCAAACAAACUAUAAACACACUAUAAAACAAUACUGGACAGUGUAUGUCUCUCAUAUUAAAACCCUUAAAACUUUGAUAUACUCUUUGCUUUAGGUCAACAUGUUUGCAAUCAUUGGAUAGUGUUAUACCUUAGCGUUUACAUUGAACAGUACAACAUAUUGAAACUCGGUUAGUGUAUGUAAGAUAUUAGUUUAUUGUUUUAAAGCUCCCUCUUGUGGUGGAAAAUGUGAAGAACACUUUUUUGUAGUAAAUGUGAAAUACAUUUUGGGGUCACUAGAUAAAAUGUUCCACAAAAGUGUACUUUUAUAUUAUUUAUUUCAUAUUUGUUAUUUAUGUAUUCCUUCUGGAGGUUUGUACAGAAUUAGCUGUAUAUAGAUUUAGAUGUAGGUAGUAGGCAUUUGUUGGAUUGCUUAAUGUGUUUGUGCUAUCUCUUAUAGUUUUGGAUUUCCUUAAAAUAGGUGGGUUAUGUGUGUGUAUGUGAGGGGGAUUAUAAAAGAUAACAGUUGGUAAAGCGCCUGAAGAGGGAUACUGUUUUUCUGACUCCCAGCAGGACAAGAGGCUGACAGGGAGAAGUGGCAGUGGCAAUUGAUGUGAUGAACACAUACUAUUUAUAACCACUGUUCAGCAGCUGCCACUCUCUUCGGUCUCCUCUUACAUUACCCCCUCCACUCCUCAGGCCACAGCUUAACUGUGCUGUGCUCACUGUGACCCCGCCCUCGAGGUUGCCCACCCUCUUUCUCAGGGCUAGUGAGUGUGCUCUUACAAGACCCAGGUUUUACUCUGCCUUGGCCCUGGCUGCACUGCUUCAGUGACAGAGUGAAGAUUGGAAGGUUAACCAGACCCAGAGAAAAGGUUAAGGUUGAGAACAAGCCAGAUGUAAGUGUUUUUCAGCUGCAUGUGUUUGAGUGAUGGUGAUACAAACCAUUUUUGUGUAGUAAAAGAAGAGUGGCUACUAUUGUCCUGUAAGAGAUACAGUUCUUAGUAAAAUAAUCAGGCGUAGUGGAUGGGCACCUACUCUAUCAUAAUUGAACCAUGGGCAGCAGCUCUUUAUUUAACCAAUAUCCAGUGCAAUAGCACCAGUAACCAAUAUCCAGUGCAAUAGCAUCAGUAAAGUAUUAAUUGAAUAUGAUUUCUGAAAGGUAAAAAAUAAUCAGCUUCAUUUGGUUCCAUAUUUUUGGGCCCAUCCAAGUUCUUCUUUUCAGUGACUUGGUGCACCCUCAGGUGUUACCGGCCCCACAGAACCACUGCGGAUGAAUCCAGUUUGAUUAUAUACAGUCCCACCUGUCUUAUAUUGUGUAAAACUAACAUUAGAAUACUAAUUUGUAACCUUGCCCAUGAGUCUCUGGACACGUUUCUUUUCCCUUUAUCCAGCUGUAGACUCAAUUCAAGAAAAAAUAAAAAAAAUAAAAACCUGGCUUGCCCAUACACUGUAAUUAUGAGAUUUAAUGAAAAUGAGUAAUUGAGUUGGCUUGAUUGAUUCUAACCUUAGUGAGCAGUUUAAAUAAUCCUUUUCAAAAUAAUUCUCUGUGAAAUUUUAAAUCCAGUCUGAUGUAGAUAAGGGUCAACCUCAGGGAAUUCCUGAAAUUGGUCUGGACACAGGAAGUGGUCCACAGUCAAGCGCAUCACCAGCUGAAGAAGCCAAUAACAACACUGGUAUGGGAGGUCCAGACACACCUGGGGAGGAGAAGAGUUCUAGUGGUAAAAAGGUGGUGAAAGUUGUCAGAAGAGUUGUUAGACGAGUGGUUCCUGCUGGAACAGAAGAGCGCAACCAGCACGCAGUUUCUGCAUCUGCUACAGACGCUGCAAUCAGGAAAACAGGAGCUGCUGGGGUGGAAAAGGAUGAUAUAUCAGUGGGCCUAACAAGCCUGAUGGGAAGAGGCAGAACCAAGGAACAUCGGCCUCGCACCCGCACCCAGGACCGCAAGGAAGACACUGUGACGCAGGAAGAGGAGAACGAAAAGGUGGAGGAGGUUGAAGAAAAGACUGCUAUGACAAAAACAGAGGAAGUUUCAUCUUUGCCUACUACUGCAGCCCUUAACACUCCACCAAUAAAGUCUAAUCCCCUCACCCCUCCACUUGGGUUCAUCCCUCCACCCAAACCUGAUCCUUUGGCCCCACCUCCUGGUUUCAUCCCAGUCCCUAAGCAGAACGUGUUGACUCCACCACCAGGUUUCAUCCCCACCAGAAAAUCAAGCCCACUGCCCACAAAACAGAAUCCCCUUAUAAGACCUCCUGGUUUCAUUCCUGUCCCCAAGGCAGAUCCCUUGGCCCCUCCUGGUGGUUUCAUCCCAAAACCUCGUCCCCUUGCUGUAACGAAACCAGAGGUGCAGGAAACAUCUUUCCCCCCUGUGGUCUCCAAUGGUAAACCUCCCCCUGUUGUCCUACCCCAGUCUGCAAAAAAUGAACAGCAUACCAAAUGCUACAAAUCUUCUCAGUCCAAACUUGUUGAGGAUCCCGUGGCCAUCCUUCAGGCAGCACACUCAGCUGCAACUAAGGUAAAGACUGAGGAGCAGCUGACAGCAGAGAAAACCUGGUAUAACACUGAGAAAGUAUGGCUUGUCCACAAGGAUGGAUUUUCCUUGGCAACUCUCCUGAAGAUGGAGACAGGCAGUCUGCCAGAGGGGAAGGUGAAAAUCCGCCUGGAGAGUGAUGGAUCUUUAUUGGAUGUGGAUGAAGACGAUGUAGAGAAGGCAAACCCUCCAGCGUUUGACCGAGUGGAGGACUUGGCCUCUCUGCAGUAUCUGAACGAGUCGAGUGUGAUGCACUCUCUGCGGCAGCGGUAUGGCAGCAACCUGGUGCACACCCACGCUGGGCCCAACAUGGUGGUCAUUAACCCCAUUAGUGCCCCUUCAAUGUAUUCGGAGAAGGUGAUGCAAAUGUUCAAGGGCUGCAGAAGAGAUGACACUGCUCCUCACAUUUAUGGAUUAGCACAGGCUGCCUACAGGAACCUGCUGACUACUCGCCAGGAUCAGUCAAUUGUAUUGCUGGGCAAGAGUGGAAGUGGCAAGACCACUAACUGUCAACAUAUCAUCCAGUAUCUGGUUACAGUUGCAGGAAGCACCAACAGAACAUUCUCCACAGAAAAAUGGCAGGCAGUCUACACUGUUUUGGAGGCUUUUGGGAAUGCUUCUACGUGCAUGAAUGGCAAUGCUAGUCGCUUCACCCACAUUGUUUCCUUGGACUUUGACCAGGCGGGCCUGGUGACCUCAGCCUCUAUCCAGACAAUGCUUUUGGAGAAGAUGAGAGUGACAAGAAGACCAGAUGGAGAGUCCACUUUUAAUGUUUUUUACUAUCUAAUGGCUGGAGUAGAUAGCUCUCUGAGAACUGAGCUGCACCUUAACCACUUUGCUGAAAGCAGUGCCUUUGGAAUCAUGCCACAGACUAAGGCAGAGGAUAAACAGCGGGCCUCUCAGCAGUUUUUCAAACUGCAAGCAGCCAUGAAGGUUCUGGGGAUCAGCGGUGAUGAGCAGAGGGCCCUCUGGCUCAUCCUUGGGGCCAUUUACCACCUUGGGGCUGCGGGAACCACCAAGGCUAGCAGGAAACAAUUUGCACGUCAUGAGUGGGCUCAGAAGGCAGCCUACCUGCUGGGCUGCACCCUGGAGGAGCUCUCCUCUUCCAUCUUCAAGCACCAGGCCAAGGGCACCCUGCCCAGAGCCAGCACUAUUCGCCAGGCUUCUGACGAAAAUGGCACGGCAGAUGCAGCAUUCAAAGCAACAGCAAUGGAGUGUUUAGAAGCCAUGGCAUCCGGGCUUUACUCUGAACUCUUCACUACCGUCAUUUCUCUAAUAAACCGGGCUCUGAAAUCCAGCCAGCACUCCCUGUGCUCUCUGAUCAUUGUGGACACACCAGGCUUUCAAAACCCAAGGCUGGCUAAGCGUGAAUGUGGUGCAACCUUUGAAGACCUGUGCCACAACUACACUCAAGAGCGUCUGCAGACCCUCUUCUACCAGCGUACUUUUGUUCAGGAGCUGGAGCGAUACAAAGAGGAAAACAUAGAACUUUCCUUAGACGACACAGAAACCAGCACGUCUCUGUCUGUGGCAGUGGUAGACCAAGCUUCGAGUCAAGCACUGGUACGGACAGUGCGAACAGAUGAGGCCCGGGGUCUGUUGUGGUUGAUGGAGGAGGAGGCACUGCAGCCUGGGGGUUCAGAGGAAACACUGUUGGGACGCCUGUUUAGCUACUAUGGACCUGCUGAGGGCGAGAGUAAAGGUCACACUUUCCUGUUGAAAAGUGAAAAAGAUCAUAAUUUCCUGCUGGGCCACAGCCAUGGGACAGACUGGGUGGAGUAUGAUGCACGAGGGUGGCUCAGCUAUGCCAAGCAGAAUCCCGCCUCUACCAAUGCUGCGUCCCUCCUACAAGACUCGCAGAAAAAGAUCAUCGGCUCAUUGCUCAUGAACCGCACAGGUGGAACCACAGUUUUGUCCGGGUCUGUUGCUGGCCUUGAAGGUGUUUCCCAGCUGUCUUUGCGCCGGGCUACUAGCAUGAGGAAAUCCUUCGUCACAGGAGUAGCUGCCAUCAAGAAGAAGUCUUUGUGCAUUCAGAUAAAACUUCAAGUGGAUGCGCUUCUUGACAUGUUGCGGAGGUCCAGGAUUCAGUUUGUUCACUGCAUAUUGCCCAAGGCGGAUGCCCUCAAGGCGCUGAGUGGAUCUCUGUUCAAAGGAGUGGAAUGUGAGGCUCAAGGGGAGAGUGGAGAUCCUAGCUUAAUGCAGCUAGAUGUAGCCUUGCUCCGUGCUCAGAUACGUGGAUCUAAGCUGCUUGAUGCUUUAAGAAUCUACAGACAAGGUUACCCUGAUCACAUGGUGUUCUCUGAGUUCCGACGGCGCUUUGAUGUGCUGGCACCGCAUCUCACCAAGAAGCACGGAAGAAAUUAUAUAGUGAAGGACGAGAAGAGAGCUGUAGAGGAGCUUCUGGAGUCCUUGGAUUUGGAGAAGAGCAGUUACCACAUGGGUCUGAGCAGGCUGUUCUUCAGAGCUGGAACCUUGGCUAAGCUGGAGGAACAGAGGGAUGAGCAGACCAAGUGCAAUCUAACCCUCUUCCAAGCUGCCUGUAGAGGUUACCUGGCUCGGCAAGCCUUCAAGAAGAGAAAGAUUCAGGAUUUAGCCAUCCGUUGUAUUCAAAAAAACAUCAAGAAGAACCGUGGAGUGAAGGACUGGCCAUGGUGGAAGCUCUUUACCACAGUGCAGCCCCUCAUUAAAGUGCAGCUCACAGAGGACCAGAUGCGGAGCAAAGAUGAGGAGAUUCAGCAGCAGAAAUUGAAGCUUGAGAGAGUGGAGAAGGAACGAAAUGAGCUGAGACUCAAUACAGAUCGAUUGGAGAGCAGGAUCGCAGACUUGCUGGCAGAGCUCGCUGAUGAGAGAAGCACAAGUGAGUCAGCAUCCCAAUUGCUGGAGGCUGAGACUUCUGAGAGACUGCGCUUGGAGAAAGAUAUGAAGGAUCUACAGGCAAAGUUUGAUGCCAUGAAGAAACAGUUAGAAUCGCAGGAGAUGGAGGUGAUGGAAGCACGACUCAUGAAAACAUCAGAGCUAAAUGGGGAGAUGGACAAUGAUGAUGAAGAUGCUGGAGGAGAGUGGCGGAUAAAAUACAAUCGAGCCGUUCGUGAAAUGGACUUUGCCAAAAAGAAACUUCAGCAGGAGUUUGAUGACAAGCUGGAGACGGAACAGCAGAGCAAAAGACAUGUAGAGAGAAAGCUGGCUGAUUUGCAGACGGAUAAUGAGGAUUUGCAGCGCUCUGUGCAGCAGCUGAAGAAAAAGUGCCAGAAACUGACUGCCGAGCUGCAGGACACCAAGCUUCAUCUGGAGGGCCUGCAAAGUCGCAACCAUGAUCUGGAGAAGAAGCAGAGGAAAUUUGACCUGGAGCAGAACCAGGCUCAGGCUGAGGUACAGAGGGAAAGGAGCCAGAGGGAGAAGCUGGCUCGAGAGAAAGACAUAAUGACUGGUGAGAUGUUUAACCUCCGCCAGCAGCUGCAGGACAAGGACACUGAAUUGUGUGGCAUGAAUGUAAAGGUGCAACAACUGGAGGCAGAGCUACAGGAUUUGUCCUCCCAAGAGUCAAAGGAUGAGGCCUCACUUGCCAAGGUCAAGAAGCAGCUUCGUGACCUCGAGGCCAAGGUGAAAGACCAGGAGGAGGAGCUGGAUGAACAGGCUGGAAACAUCCAAAUGCUGGAGCAGACUAAGCUGCGGCUUGAGAUGGAGAUGGAGAGGCAGCGGCAGACCCACUCUAAAGAGAUUGAGAGUAAAGAUGAAGACGUAGAGGAGAUCAGGAGAUCUUGCAGUAAGAAGCUGAAACAGAUGGAGGUACAGCUGGAGGAGGAGUAUGAAGACAAGCAAAAAGUGUUGCGAGAGAGACGAGAGCUGGAAUCCAAACUGCUGAAUGCUCAGGACCAGGUGAGCCAGAGGGAUGUGGAGACAGAGAAGAGGCUCAGGAAAGACCUGAAGAGAACCAAAGUCCUUCUGGCUGAUGCACAGAUUAUGCUGGACCACCUGAAGAGUAAUGCCCCCAGCAAGAGGGAGAUCACUCAGCUCAAAAAUCAACUUGAGGAGUCAGAGUUUACUUGUGCAGCAUCAGUGAAGGCUCGAAAGAGUAUGGAGCUGGAAAUAGAGGACUUGCAUAUCCAAAUGGAGGAUAUGGUCAAAGCGAAGAUGUCGUUGGAGGAGCAGCUCAGCCGUCUGCAACGAGAGAAGAAUGACCUGCAGUCACGCAUGGAGGAGGAUCAGGAGGACAUGAAUGACCUGAUGAAGAAACACAAGGCUGCGGUAGCUCAGUCUGCCAGGGACUUAAGCCAGAUCAGUGACCUGCAGGCCCAGCUGGAAGAAGCCACAAAGGAGAAGCAGGAGAUCCAGGAAAAGCUCCAUUCGCUACAGAACCAAUUAGAGUUCCAAGAACAAUCCAUGGUGGAGAAGUCACUUGUGAGCCGCCAGGAGGCUAAAAUCCGUGAGAUAGAGACCAAACUGGAAUAUGAGAAAACGCAGGUUAAGCGGUUGGAGAGUCUGGUGAGUCGUCUGAAGGAGAAUCUUGAGAAGUUGACGGAGGAGAGAAAUCAGCACAUCACUGCAGAAAACAGGGAGAAAGACCAGAAUAAACGCACGCAGAGGCAGCUAAGGGACAUGAAAGAAGAAAUGGCAGAGCUGUCCAAGAAGGAGGCUGAGGCAAGCCGCAAGAAACAUGAGCUGGAAAUGGACAUCGAGAGCUUAGAGGCAGCAAAUCAGAGCUUACAAGUGGACCUUAAGUUAGCCUUCAAGAGGAUAGGGGAUCUGCAGGCUGCCAUUGAGGAUGAGAUGGAGAGUGAUGACAACGACGACCUAAUUAACAGUUUGCAAGACAUGGUGACAAAAUAUCAGAAAAGAAAGAACAAAACUGGAGAGGAGAUGGACACAGAUUCAGAAGUGGAGGACCGUGUGGACGGAGUCAAGUCUUGGCUCUCCAAGAACAAAGGCUCCUCCAAGACCAUGUCACAAGAGGGAAGUCUGAAGAGCACCAGAUAUUCAGCAAAUGCAGAUGCCAAAGAGAUGAAAGAAGGUAAGGAGAAGAUUAAUGACAAAGAUGGGAAAGAGGUAGAGCCGAGCAGAUCGGUGUCUGUCCUGAGCUCUCUGAGCUACCGGAAACGCUCCAAUCUGAAGGACUCCAUAGGAGGUACAGGCGAUGACAGCUCCCUGUUCAACACUCUCAAAGAACAGCCUGACACACUAGACCAUGCCUCCAUUCGAAAAUCUAAAUCAAAGUCUGGAGACCUUCAGGAAGAUUGGAAGAAGAGUCGGUCACAGGAAGACUUAGAAGACAAAGGUUCUGUCAUCUCUUUAGCCUAUUCUGAAGCCACCAGCAGAGCCAGGAAGGGUUUGGAGUCCCGCUGGACUUCACGCAGCAGCCCUGAGUUUGAUAAAGAGUCCAUGGUAUCCUCUGUGGGUCCCAGCAGGAUGUCCACCCGGAGAGCAAUGAUGGACAUGGACGAUGACAAUAAGUCAACUAUCAGCAGUGUGAGCCGAUCCAGCCCUCGAUCGCUCCAUCGCAGCACAUCUUGGAAAGAUGAGAGACGCAGCAGCUCUCGCUUGUCCGUUGCCCGCAGCUGUGGCCUGAGUGAGUUUGGCCUACACGUAGAUGACGAUGAUGACGGCCAGAGUGUUGCUUUUAGCAGAGGGGGAGCCUCGCCUUACAGUCCCCGCUCACGCAGUCGCAGCCUUUCUACAUCAGCUCAAACACGCUCAUCAGACAACAAUCCGCUUGACACGUCAGACAUUAAAUUAGUCACCCAUCGAAACUACUUGGACCCUGACCUAGAGGCUGCAAUUAAUGAGGUGCUGAGCUUCAAACCUAUUAAGUUCAAACGCAGCAAACUUGAUGAGUCUAGUGAUGAGGACAAGGAUGAAAAGAUGAAACAAGUGAGUGAGGACAGUAGGAAGAAGGUUGAAAGUGAAGGGCUGGGCUGCAGCACUUCUAACCCGCUUCGUUCUUCAUUAGGCUCUACUCUGGAGCACAGUAACAGGCCAACAAGCACCAGCAGCUCUCGUAGUUGUCUAGAUAAAAAAGGUAAAGUUUCAUCAUCUGAGAGCUCCUCAUCGUCAGAUGACCAUCACAGCAGAAAGAGCUCAAAGUUGAAAAAGAGCAAGAAGAAGUCCAAGAAGAGCUCUAAGAAAAAAAGUGAAUCAGAAGACUCUUCUUCCUCUUCAGAGUCUUCGUCCUCCAACUCAGCCAUCUCCUACCGCAGCUCCAGUAGUAUUAAAAAGUGCCCUAAACAAGAAUCUGAUGACAACGAGAAGGAACUUCCAGGUCAUGGAAAAUCUAGCAAGAAGGAAACAAAGAAGAAGCAGAAGAAAAUGGACAGCUUGGUGAUGAAGUACCUGUACAGGCAUGACAGUGACUGAUACUGAACGAAGCCCUCCUGUACACCGGAGAGAUGCGAGUCUGCCCAGAUCAGAUGAAGAGGAUGAGGUGGACAGAGAUGGGGGGCAGGCGCCGAGGCAGAUCAACUGCGAGGGCUCGCUGGCAGAGAGCUCGUCAUAAUCCACAGC
Messenger RNA from Haplochromis burtoni (Burton's mouthbrooder), 13353 nucleotides. Its product is annotated as unconventional myosin-XVIIIa. The record is from RefSeq and is a predicted model, not a curated record. The coding region runs from base 6004 to 13206 and encodes 2400 amino acids. The transcript has 45 exons. Lineage: Eukaryota; Metazoa; Chordata; Actinopteri; Cichliformes; Cichlidae. Gene Ontology annotation, cellular component: myosin complex. Gene Ontology annotation, molecular function: cytoskeletal motor activity; protein binding; ATP binding.